ACCCGUAUACGUCAGUUUAAGCCUUUCCUAGCUCCUCGGGUCUCAUUUAAAACAUUUGGGAUCAAAUAUGGCGGCGUGAGAUUGUAGCGAGGUAAAGAAACGGUAUUGAGCCUCUGAACCAUAGCGAGAACUCUGAGUUUAUCUACCCCGAGAUGCGGAAACCCUCAGUUUUGGGUUUCACGGCAGCUAGCUUGAGUUAACUGGAUCAACUCUGAGUAGAUAUACCCUGAGUUGAACGCAUGAAACCCGGAUGCUCUGAUUCGACAUGGCAACUAGCCCUAAAAAGCGAUCUGCUUAUUUCACUCCAUCGGAACUGGAAAUUUUAACCCAGUCUUACGGUGCCUUUGAACACAUUUUUAAAAGAAAAAGUAACACUGUUGCAGCGGUGAAAGAGAGAGUAGCGGCUUGGCAGAAGAUUGCAGACCGAGUCAAUGCGUGUAAUCCUUCAAGCCAAAAACGUACGUGGGCGCAGCUUAAAAUGAAGUAUAAGAACCUCAUUCAAUCAGCCAACAGAAAAAAGGCAGAGGGGAGAAAAAUGAGUGGAGAGCCAGCACUGGCACCAAUACCAACACCGCCUCUAAAAGAGGAGGAAGAGGAGCUGGUCCUUUGCCAGGGCACUGGCAGGCCAGUGGUGGAUGGAAUACCUGGAGGGAUUUCAUCGCAGCCACUCACCAUUCAAGACACUAGUGCCUUUGUAAAAUAUUCUAAUGCUGUCAUCUGCCUUGUGGAGCCCAAUGCUGUGACAGAACUUGUAGUUGAUGGGGAUGCUAAAGACACCAUGGAAGCUACUAUAGAAUGGGAUCCUUCACCGGAUGACAUCGUCAAAGACACCGAGCCAACCACGAUCGAAUGGGACACUUCACAGGAGGAGACCUUUAAAGACACAGAGUCGGUUCCCAUCGAGUGGGAUACUUCACAGGAUGAGAGUGUUAAACACGUUGUGUCAGCUACUCCCGAGUGGGACCCUGAACCUCCUCCUGAAGAGAGCAUGGUCAGACAGCAGAAAGUGAAUCCAUCAGCUUCCACAGCAAAGCUUGACACUUUGCCAGUAAAAACAGUGUACAAAAUGCAUCUUCUCAAGAAAAUGGAAAAAACGGACAAAGAAAUGACAUACUUGGACCUGCAAAUGAAAAAAACAGACCUGGAAAUUGAAAUUCUAAAAUACAAAUUAGAGGUGGGUGAGCAGUCACAGGUGAACUAAAGGAAAUGAAGAACAAACAAAAGGUGAAUAUUUGAAAAUCCCAUUUCCAAAAAAUGAGGGCAACACAAAGAAUUUGUUCCUGUGGACUGUAUAGGUGGGUGACAUUAGUGAUAUGAAGGACGGCAUCGUGAAUAUAAUCGAUGGACUGAAUGAACAUCUAAGUCCUCUCACAGUCAAGGUGUACAUUCAAGUCCCUGCAGAGUGACGCGGCCACCUCAAUGAAAGAACAUGCACUUUCUAAACUACAUGUCCCCCCACAUGUAGUCCAAUGUGUGGUAUAGACUGAAUGAAUGAAUAAGAAAUGUCUGCUCUAUAAGAGGGUGGAGACAUAGAGGAAAUCGGGGUUUAAUGCAGAAAAUCUGCUCUCGACCAACUUGGCGUCCUAGAGUUAAGUUUGUUUUUCGUAAGUUGCCGUCAGUGUUGUUCACUGUUGUUACCGAUGUGGCCGCUAUCUGAUGAAACACAUCUCUUAAUGGCGGACACCACGACAAAGCUAAUUCAUAAUUUUUCUCAAUAUUUGAAGAUUUUUCAAAGAAGGAAUGCAACAAUUAUUUUGUGAAGGAGUAAUAACCUCAUUCAUUACUCCGUUAAUACUACUACACCCUUAAAUGGGACCUAUUAUGCUUUUUCCACUUUUAUGACCAAUAAUUGUAAUUAGAAUGUUGUAUUCUCGUGUUAAACGAUGCCAAGGUUUCAGUAAAUGUCAGCCGAGUGGAGCGUGCGUGGAAUAUAUUAAAAGACCGUUUUUGGCAGGAAGCAUAAAUCCAUGGAAAAGAUUCAGGAAGAAGUUUUCUUUGCGGGUUAUUGUGUGUAGCUGCUCUAUAAGGGUCCACAACUCAAUUAAAAGGGUCGAAAAAUGAGCAUAAUAGGUUCCCUUUAAUAAUAAAAACUCAUUUAAAAACUG
This is a messenger RNA of Doryrhamphus excisus (bluestripe pipefish), 2105 nucleotides long. RefSeq lists its product as uncharacterized. Gene Ontology annotation, cellular component: nucleus. The record is from RefSeq and is a predicted model, not a curated record. Lineage: Eukaryota; Metazoa; Chordata; Actinopteri; Syngnathiformes; Syngnathidae.